GACCUUACAUCACCGUCGAGUCGUUGUAUGUGAGACCUCACUCGCUCUUGUUCUUUCGUUGGCUCAACACCUCGGCAUGGAAUCUCUCAGCAGCUCUGCAUCCGGCAUUUUGACUCCAGCAGCCACAUUGUCGAUGGAGGUGAGUUAUCCUUACCAUUCGCAUCUCAUCGGCAGAUCUGGGCAAAAUGUGAACCGCGUGAUGGACGAGUCAGGGACUCGUAUUCAUUUCCCUGAUCGUAAUCGCAUUGUCGGAGAGUACAAGUGCAACAACGUCAUCAUUCGAGGACCCAUGGCCAACAUCGAACAAGCUCGGACUCGCAUUCGGAUGGAUAUUCCCGUCGAAAUUAUUAUCGAUUGCAGCAAUGAACGGAUUGCAUCCAUCGGCCGAACGUCCCUAGAAAGUUUCUUCUCCACCACUUAUGGCGUCCUGUUGCGUUUCUACCCGAAAAUCGACGGUCUCAACUGUCAGGUGAACAUCCGUGGCCAACACCAUCGCAUUCAACGUCUCAAGGAAGCAGUGACAUUUUUCGGUCGAAUGACACAGACCCAAUUGGAAUCGAUGGGGAUGAAAAUCGAAACGUCGUUUGACCACGUGUGGCUUAUUCACGACCACAUUGACAAAAUCGCUGCCGAAACCGGAACCGGAAUUCGAAUCCCGGAUAUUUCCAACUUGAAGGAGCUGCCGAAAAAGUAUUGCAUCUGGAUCCGUGGCCCUAGUGUCGAUUCCGUUUACGCCGCCAGUACUUUUCUCACUGGACUUUUGCCGAUGCAAUUGAUGGUCCAAUUAUCGUCGGAUCGUAUCAAUCCUUGCCUCCUGACUGAAGCUCAAGAAAUGGAUGUUUUGUUUCACGUCGAACGUUCCGCCGUGGGUUCCCUACUGACGGUCCGACUCACUUCGUACGAAUUGAAUGCACGUAAUUUGUACGAGAUGUUGAGACGCUGCCUAGAUCUGCCCGUCAGCCACGCCGUCGUGCCAAAUUUGCCUCCCAUUUGGUUUCAUCGUGCAGAUUUAGUUCACAAUACCUUCCUUCCGACUACAAAGAAACUGUUACAAGAGUUGUCAUUUGUACAAGUCCAGCGUAGCACCAGUCCUCCUCUGCAGCUGAACGGAAUCGUAGUGGGAAAUCCGCAAUCGCCAAUCAGCACCGCAGAUUGCAGCCUCUCUUCCGCAAGCGUCUCUUCACCCUGUGCUUCGAACGAGUCGUGCAUUCCCGCAUCGCUAACAGCCGCAAGAUUCGACCCGAACUCGUCGCGUCACCUCUCCGACUUUUUGGGGACUGUCGGUUUAUCUCACUACUCGGAUCUCUUUUUGAGAAAUGAAAUCGACAUGGCGAUGUUUACAACUUUAAAGGAUGAGGACCUCUUCAGCAUCGGCGUCACUUCGUUCGGGGCUCGCAAAAUAUUGCUCAAUGCCAUUCAGGAGUUGCGCAUGUAAUCUGAAUCGUUCGCUUGCUAAAACCAGGAUUUUAGCUGAAAUAUCUUUUUUUUUAAUUAUUAUUUUAACUCAGGAGCACACACAUAAUCCCAUUUCAUUAAUUCAAUCUUCUUCUCCUCCCUUACUCUGACCCAGGACUUUCAUUCGACUCUUCCUGUCGGACUCCUUUUGCUCGUUUCUCACUUUUGCUCGUCCUGUAUUGAUUUCUUAACAUUUGAACUGCUGAACAU
This is a messenger RNA of Daphnia pulicaria, 1665 nucleotides long. RefSeq names its product protein bicaudal C homolog 1-like. Bases 77 to 1435 code for a protein of 452 amino acids. Gene Ontology annotation, cellular component: cytoplasm. The record is from RefSeq and is a predicted model, not a curated record. NCBI's taxonomy places the organism in Eukaryota, Metazoa, Arthropoda, Branchiopoda, Diplostraca, Daphniidae. The transcript is spliced from 10 exons. Gene Ontology annotation, molecular function: RNA binding; protein binding.